This is a messenger RNA of Sorex fumeus (smoky shrew), 1323 nucleotides long. It is a transcript of the gene CBX6, whose product is annotated as chromobox 6. The record is from RefSeq and is a predicted model, not a curated record. NCBI's taxonomy places the organism in Eukaryota, Metazoa, Chordata, Mammalia, Eulipotyphla, Soricidae.
GCCCGCCGGGGGCCUGGAGCGCUGCGGCGCGUGCGCGAGCGGUGCGGCACCGGCCGCGGGAGCCGGGAGUAUUAUGGGCUGUGGGCGCCGCGGAGCAAGAUGGAGCUGUCUGCAGUGGGCGAGCGGGUCUUCGCGGCCGAAUCCAUCAUCAAGCGGCGCAUCCGCAAGGGGCGCAUCGAGUACCUGGUGAAAUGGAAGGGCUGGGCCAUCAAGUACAGCACUUGGGAGCCCGAGGAAAACAUCCUGGACUCGCGGCUCAUCGCCGCCUUCGAGCAGAAGGAGAGGGAGCGUGAGCUGUACGGGCCCAAGAAGCGGGGACCCAAGCCCAAAACUUUCCUGCUGAAGGCGCGGGCCCAGGCCCAGGCCGAGGCGCUCCGCGUCAGCGAUGUGCCUUUCUCUGUCAAGCCGAGCGCCAGCGCCUCGUCGCCCAAGCUGCACUCGAGCGCGGCCGUGCACCGGCUCAAGAAGGACAUCCGCCGCUGCCACCGCAUGUCCCGCCGGCCGCUGCCGCGCCCCGACCCGCAGGGCGGCAGCCCCGGGCUGCGGCCCCCCAUCUCGCCCUUCUCGGAGACGGUUCGCAUCAUCAACCGCAAGGUCAAGCCCCGCGAGCCCAAGCGCAGCCGCAUCAUCCUCAACCUCAAGGUGCUCGACAAGGGCCCGGCCGCGGGCGCGGCGGCGGCGGCGGCGGCGGCGGCGGCGGGCGCGGGGCCCCUGGCGCGCCCCAAGGUGCCGUCGCGGAACCGGGUCAUCGGCAAGAGCAAGCAGUUCAGCGACAGCGUCCUGCGGACGCAGCUGCGCCACGUCAAGCUGGGCUCGUUCGCGCUCUACAAGCCCCCCGCGGGCCCGCCGCCCCCCGCGCCCGCCGCCCCCGCCGCGCCCCCCGCCGCCGCCCCCCUCGACGCCCGCAGCUCCGGCUCCUCGGGCUGCCCGUCGCCCGCGCCGCCCUCCUCCGACCCCGACGACGCGCCCCCGCAGCUGCUCCCCGAGACCCCGGGCCGCGCGCACUGGCGGGAGCCCGAGGUGCUCGACCUGUCCCGCCAGCCCGAGCCGGGGGUCGCCGGCGCGCGCGCGCCCCCCGCCGCCGCCGCCCCCGGCCCGGCCGCGCCCACCCCCGCCGCCGGCCCCGAGCCCCCCGCCGACGCCGGGGACUGGCGCCCCGAGAUGUCGCCCUGCGCCAACGUGGUCGUCACCGACGUCACCAGCAACCUGCUGACGGUCACCAUCAAGGAGUUCUGCAGCCCCGAGGAUUUCGAGAAGGUGGCCGCCGCGGGGGUGGCGGGGGGCGGCAGCGGCGGGGCCGGCAAGUGAGGGGGGCGCCUCCCC